CACUCGAUACGUCAUCACCGCGCGCCGGCUCGCCAGGAGCAGGAGGAGGCGGUAGGCGGGGCGGCGCAUGACCUAAGGCGUCUCUGCGGCGCGCGCAGGUACGGGGCCGGAGUCGCAGGUUCCCAGCUGCCGCCCACAUUUCUGUUCCAGAGUCCCGAACCCCGAGCACUGGGAUGCCUGGCUACUCCGAGCCAAGGCACUGAUGUUUGAACUGGAAACUUCAAAACUUUUAAUAGAAUCUUCACGAUGGGUUUGAGCUAGACAAGCUAGAAAUUUCUUUAGAAUCCCAGCUCUAGCAUGCAUCUCCCACGUUUGGCUUUCCUGGAGAGGAGCUUGAAGUGGUAGUUCUGUAGACAGCCACAGUGACACUCAGGAAACCAGAUAAAUGAAUUUGACUUUUCUGCUAGGAUUCUCUUUGUUAUAGUUUCUCCCUGAGUUGUAAGAGGCAUAGAAAUAUACAUGAAACUGAAGAACCUGCAAGGAAGGGAAGUGGUACUUUCCAUGCUGAGUGAAAACUAACCAAGUGGCAGUGGUGACUGAAAAUACUGAAACCUGCCACAUCCAGAUUCGCUGGAUUGGGAGAUAAAGGAACGGUCACAGCUGGGGAGAAAGAACUGAUACUGGAAAAGAAAACCUAAAUGAAGAGGAUGAGGAUGACUGCAAAGUAGAUGGCCACCUCCACCUCCACAGAGACAAAGUCAGCCUCGUGGUGGAAUUAUUUUUUUCUUUAUGAUGGUUCCAAGGUAAAGGAAGAAGGCGAUCCAACAAGAGCUGGCAUUUGUUAUUUUUAUCCUUCCCAGACCCUGCUUGACCAACAGGAGUUGCUUUGUGGACAGAUUGCUGGAGUUGUCCGCUGUGUUUCUGACAUUUCUGACUCUCCUCCUACUCUUGUUCGUCUGAGAAAACUGAAGUUUGCCAUAAAAGUUGAUGGAGAUUACCUUUGGGUGCUGGGCUGUGCUGUGGAGCUCCCUGAUGUCAGCUGCAAGAGGUUUCUGGAUCAGCUAAUUGGAUUCUUUAAUUUUUACAAUGGACCUGUUUCCCUAGCUUAUGAGAACUGUUCUCAGGAAGAACUGAGCACGGAGUGGGACAGCUUCAUCGAACAAAUUCUGAAAAACACCAGUGAUCUGCAUAAGAUUUUCAAUUCCCUCUGGAACUUGGACCAAACUAAAGUGGAGCCCCUGUUGUUGCUGAAGGCAGCCCGCAUUCUGCAGACCUGCCAGCGCUCGCCUCACAUUCUCGCUGGCUGCAUCCUCUAUAAAGGACUGAUUGUCAGCACUCAGCUCCCGCCCUCCCUCACUGCCAAGGUUCUGCUUCACCGAACAGCACCUCAGGAGCAGAGACUCCGUAUGGGAGGGGGUGCCCCGCAGGAACAUGGAGCAUCAUUGCCCCCGAAUGUCCAGAUUAUUCCUGUUUUUGUGACCAAAGAGGAAGCCAUUAGUCUCCAUGAGUUCCCAGUGGAACAGAUGACAAGGUCUCCAGCAUCUCCAGCAGGAUUCCAGGAUGGUUCAGCCCAGCACCAUCCAAAGGGUGGGAGUACAUCUGCCCUGAAAGAAAACGCCACUGGCCAUGUGGAAUCCAUGGCCUGGACCCCCCCAAAGCCCGGAUCCCCUGACAAAGCUUGUCCAGAUGGCAGGAAGGAGAACGGAUGCUUGCCUGGCCGUGAUCUGGAGAGCAUCAGGCCCACAGGACUGCACAGCACUGCCAGGGACGAGGUUCUUGGCCUUAGCUGCUCCCUGGGGAAGGAACUCGUCUUUCUCCAAGAGGAACUUGACUUGUCUGAAAUCCACAUUCCAGAGGCUCAGGAAGUAGGCACGUCCUCAGGUCAUUUUACCUCCCUACAUGUGCCUGUCCCAGAUGGCAGGGCUCCUUACUGCAAGGCAUCUCUCAGCGCCUCCAGCAGCCUGGAACCCACGCCUCCUGAGGACACAGCCAUCAGCAGCCUGCACUCUCCCUCCGCUCCUGAGAUGCUCACCCAGCCUGGAGCCCAAGAGCAGCUCGAAGACCGUCCUGGCUAUAGCAGCCAAGCCCCCGUUCCCAGAGCAGACCCUCUCCCCAGAAGGACCCGCAGGCCCUUGUCAUUGCCUCAUUUCGAUCCAGGACAGAGAGGAAACAAGCUUUCCACAGGAGAACAAGGCCUGGAUCAAGAUGUUGAUGGGUUCUGUGGAAGCCACGCAGCCCCCGGUCCGGAAUGCAGUUCAGGCUCAGCAAACUGUCAGGGUGCUGGCCCCUCUGCAGAUGGAAUCAACUCCAGGCUGACACCAGCAGAGUCCUGCGUGGAGCUCGUGAGGAUGAACCUGUAUACUCACUGCGUCAAAGGGCUGGUGCUGUCCCUGCUGGCCGAGGAGCCGCUGCUGGGAGACAGCGCAGCCAUAGAGGAAGUGUACCACAGCAGCCUGGCGUCGCUGAAUGGGCUGGAAGUCCACCUAAAAGAGACGCUGCCCAGGGGUGAGACAGCCUCCACGAGCAGCACCUACAACUUCACACAUUACGACCGCAUUCAGAGCUUGCUGAUGGCAAACCUGCCGCAGGUGGCCACCCAGCAGGAUCGCCGCUUCCUCCAGGCCGUCAGCCUGAUGCAUAGCGAGUUUGCCCAGCUGCCUGCACUUUAUGAAAUGACCGUCAGAAACGCCUCCACGGCCGUGUACGCCUGUUGCAACCCCAUCCAGGAGACGUAUUUCCAGCAGCUGGCACCUGCAGCACGGAGCUCUGGCUUCCCAAACCCUCAGGAUGGCGCCUUCAACCUCUCUGGCAAAGCCAAGCAGAAGUUGCUGAAGCACGGGGUGAACUUGCUCUGAGCUGCGCCCAGGAGGUGACUGGGAAGGAGAAAACCAGCAAAGGAAGUUCUGCCUUUUAUAAUCGAAAAGGCCCCUCUAUUUUAUUUUUCUUGAAAACAUUCCCUUUUUUAGGAACAUAAUGAUAUUUGAGUUUUUGUUACUCCUUCUGCAGAUUGGGAUGUGUUUGCGGGCAGGGGUUCUUUAGGUCAGGAGAGCUAGAGCGCUUGAUAAGGAACUGUAUUUCAUCGGUGGUGUUGGGGCCGGGAUGGGCUUGGCUCCCUCUCUGCCACACUGAGCCUGAGGUAUUGCGUAUCUCCUGCUACUGUUCCGUCCCAGCUUGAACUGGUGCCCUAAGAUUCCAGGUUGGCAUUUUUUCUAGAACCUGAUCGUCCACUAGCCCAGAGUGUGUGUUCAACCCCGACACCAGGUGGGUGGUAGGCGGUGUGACUGCACAGUGAGGAGCCGGAUCUGUGAGCAGGCAGACUCCAUGCCCACGUCGCAGGUAGCUUUCUCCAGUGCGGUCCUGCUGGGAGGUCCAGAUCAUUCCUGCAGGGAAGCAACAGCACACGGAGACCGCCUGGUUGAUUCUGUUAGAACUCUACUCAAAUCUAGGGGUGUCUUCUUUGGACCCACAAUGGGGGCAAGCCUUAAUAAUACGGAAGGGAGUUUGGGCUUUUGAGACCCCUUUAUAAAAGCCCUGGGGGCUGAGCCCUGAGAAUUCAGUGACAGCAGGACCAACCUGCGCUGCCUUUGACUACAAGUGGGCUGUGCGGCUGGUUCCUCUUGAGCGAGUGUCCCUAAAUAGGAGUUUACAAGAUGUCUGGGGGUAAAAGCAACUGUGCUUUUCAGUGGUGGCUCUGUGAAAGGGAAUGACAAUCAUUUGUGUGUUCCUGGACUUGUGUGGUACAGUCAGGCAUUUUUUUGACAGUAUGAGACAGAUUGCAGGAUGAAAAUACUUGUCAAAAUCUUAACUGAAUGUUUACUGGA
This is a messenger RNA of Piliocolobus tephrosceles (Ugandan red Colobus), 3761 nucleotides long. It is a transcript of the gene HPS4, whose product is annotated as HPS4 biogenesis of lysosomal organelles complex 3 subunit 2. The transcript has 14 exons. The record is from RefSeq and is a predicted model, not a curated record. Gene Ontology annotation, cellular component: cytoplasmic vesicle; lysosomal membrane; BLOC-3 complex. Gene Ontology annotation, biological process: vesicle-mediated transport; melanosome assembly; protein targeting. NCBI's taxonomy places the organism in Eukaryota, Metazoa, Chordata, Mammalia, Primates, Cercopithecidae. Gene Ontology annotation, molecular function: small GTPase binding; guanyl-nucleotide exchange factor activity. Bases 669 to 2795 code for a protein of 708 amino acids.